Messenger RNA from Cuscuta campestris, 2478 nucleotides. The record is from the annotation of a GenBank genome assembly. Lineage: Eukaryota; Viridiplantae; Streptophyta; Magnoliopsida; Solanales; Convolvulaceae.
UGUAUAUCUCCCCCUGAAUCUCAAAUUCUUUUUAAGUUGAAUCCAUCCAUCAAUUUCCGGCUCAAGCUAGAAGUGGUCUGAGUAUUUUAGAGACAUCAAAUUUGUCUGGAAUUUUGCAGGCUAAUCUCUUUCUCGUUUUUCUCUUUCAGUUUAAUUUAGAGAGAUCAAAUUAGUCCGGAACUUUGAUGAUUCGCUGAUUUUUUUCUAUUCAAAAAACUGGGUUCAUAUUGAUGAACACCGGCCGCUGAAGGAGAGCUCCUUUCACCGAUUGGAGACCUGUUAUCACAAGCAAUUGAAAAUUAUGAAGAGAGCUAAGGUUGACUUGGUCUUAUCCUUCAGCCGGAAGAAGUUCUUGCAGAUUUUGAUUUUUAUAGGAGUUGUGUAUCUAAUCAUGGUGGGUCUAGAGGUACCCUUCUUGUUCAGAAGUGGGUCGAGUGUGGUUUACCAGGAGCGGUUUGGGAAUGGGUACUUGAGUUCGAAUUCGAGGCCAGAGGUGCUCGACAGCGAAGAGAGUUUGGAAGAAAAAGAAGCUCCCAACCGGCCCCUGGAUGUUCCUUUUCGGGUUCCGUUUGAUUCAAGGCCGGAAAGAAGGAUCAAAGAGUUGCCGAAUCACCCACUUUCCAACUUGGUGCUUGACAAUUGCUACUCCAAUGUGAGCAGGGAACAUGGGUUUUCUGGGAUUCUGAAGUCCGUUGAGGAGGCUAUCAAACUGGGGAGGAGAGUGUGGGAGGAACUAGAGAAGCCUAGAGAAGAAACGGCUUCUGCGGAGAGUAGUAAUUACAAUAACAACAAAAACAAAGCACAGGAAUGCCCUUAUUCGAUUUCUAUGUCCGGGGCAGAUUUUAUGGCCAAAGGUAAAAUGAUGGUGUUGCCGUGUGGGCUGACCCUGGGGUCGCAGGUGACGGUUGUGGGGAGGCCGAAACGGGCUCACCCGGAGACUGACCCAAAAAUAUCAUUGCUGAAGGAAGGGCAGUUCUUAAUGGUCUCUCAGUUCAUGAUGGAGUUGCAAGGACUGAAGACGGUUGAUGGAGAAGACCCGCCAAGGAUUUUGCAUUUCAACCCAAGGUUGAAAGGGGAUUGGAGUGGGAAGCCUGUGAUUGAGCACAAUACUUGUUACAGGAUGCAGUGGGGAACCGCUCAACGAUGUGAUGGGUGGCGGUCUAAGGAUGAUGAGGAGACUGUUGAUGGGCAUGUAAAGUGUGAGAAGUGGGUUCGUGAUGAUGAUAAUAGUUCUGAACAGUCAAAGUCGACGUGGUGGUUAAACCGGCUAAUGGGACGAACGAAGAAGGUGACUGUUGACUGGCCAUUCCCAUUUUCAGAGGAAAAGCUGUUUGUGCUAACUCUUAGUGCCGGCUUGGAAGGCUAUCACGUUCAUGUUGAUGGAAGGCAUAUAACUUCAUUUCCAUACCAUGUUGGAUUCGCACCUGAGGAUGCUACCGGUUUAUGGUUGAAUGGUGACAUUGAUGUCCAUUCAGUCUUUGCCACUUCCUUGCCUAUAUCAAAUCCUAGUUUUGCUCCACAAAAGAAUCUCGAAAUGUCAAACAUAUUGAGGGCUCCACCUCUCCUUGAUCUACCUGUGGAACUAUUCAUAGGUGUUCUAUCUGCAGGCAACCAUUUUGCCGAGAGAAUGGCUAUUAGGAGGUCAUGGAUGCAGCAUAAGCUAAUCAAAUCUUCAAAUGCUGUCGCUAGAUUCUUCGUUGCACUGCAUCCUAGAAAGGAAGUGAAUUUGGAGCUAAGGAAAGAGGCUGAAUUUUUUCGUGAUAUUGUCAUAGUUCCAUACAUGGACAACUAUGACCUUGUUGUUCUGAAAACAGUUGCUAUCUGUGAGUUUGGGGUCCAUGCGGUAUCUGCUAAGAAUAUUAUGAAAUGUGAUGAUGACACGUUUGUGAGAUUAGACGCAGUCGUCAAGGAAAUACGUAAGAUACCUGAAGAUAAGAGCUUCUAUAUGGGUAAUAUCAAUUAUUACCAUAAGCCCCUGCGAAGCGGUAAAUGGGCAGUGACAUACGAGGAAUGGCCCGAGGAAGACUACCCGCCCUAUGCCAAUGGACCAGGGUACAUAGUUUCAUCUGAUAUCGCAAGCUCCAUAGUGUCCGAAUUUGAGGAACAUAAACUGAAGUUGUUCAAGAUGGAGGAUGUGAGCAUGGGGAUGUGGGUGGAGAAGUUCAAUAGCACGGCCGCGCCGGUGGAAUACGUGCACAGCUUGAAGUUCUCCCAGUCGGGGUGCAUUGACGAUUACUACUCGGCUCACUACCAGUCUCCCAGACAGAUGAUUUGCAUGUGGAACAAACUGCAACAAGGAAACCCUCAGUGCUGCAACAUGAGAUAACAGUUUUAGCUUAGGGGUGUUUCUCAAAAUCUUGUAAGAAAGAAAGUUUACUACAAGUCCUUCCCCCUAUCCCCUCUGUUUUUUUUUGCAGUUAUAGACACGUAGGCUUGUAAAUUUUCUAGUAGAACACAAAACAAAAACUCAUUUAGGUA